This is a messenger RNA of Labrus mixtus (cuckoo wrasse), 3959 nucleotides long. It is a transcript of the gene fam219b, whose product is annotated as family with sequence similarity 219 member B. Lineage: Eukaryota; Metazoa; Chordata; Actinopteri; Labriformes; Labridae. Bases 147 to 692 code for a protein of 181 amino acids. The record is from RefSeq and is a predicted model, not a curated record. The transcript has 6 exons.
GCCGUCAAACCUCACAGAAGAAGAAGAAGAAGCAGAUUAGCAUGACUAGCUAACAGAAGUGUCUACCUGUCUGAGUGAAAACACACUGCGGCCCCGCCUCUCGACAUGUCUGUGUUCAGGAGCAACUUGUGACGACUAACAGCAAGAUGAUGAACGACAUCAUGGAGGAGCCGGAGAAGGACAGCGUACCGGAAACACGAGUUCUGUCGGGCUCCAGUGGCGGGACGAGACCUAAGAACGCCGACGGAGGAAUCAGACCGGUGGAGAAAAGAGGACCUUACAUCAUGUCCAGAGCUCCUGCAAUCCACCUCAAAUUACAGAAACAUCGGGAAAUGGCGAGAAAGGCCCUGAAGAAGAAGGCGCUCUCCCCGGGACCCCCGGUGAUGCAUCAGCCCCGACAAGGAGCCAAGAGGACGGUGAAGUACAACAAAGGCUACGCCGCUUUGAGCCAGCACGCCGAGGAGAGUUUGGUGGCACUGGACUCGGACAGCGAUGAGGAAAUCGAUUUUGAGCAGUAUUCCUCCGGAUACUCUUCAGCCGAGGUCCAUCCUGAUUUAACCAAGCAGCUGCUUCAGGACGGCUACCGCCUGGACGAGAUCCCUGACGACGAGGACCUGGACUUGAUUCCGCCUAAAGCCAUGGGCUCCUCUGUGUGCUGCUGCUCUGAGGGCCCAUCCUGCUCCAUGCAGUGAUGCUGGAGCGGAGAAUCAGACGUUUGUAAAAGGUCUGGCUCCGGUUGAGUCACAGGUGCCUGUGGUCCUCCUUCUGACCCCGCUCACUGCUAUGCUGCCUGAGGACUUCCAGCUGAGAAGCCAAAACCCUGUUCAUGCAGGACUGCCUGCACCGAGCUCGCUCGACACACAUGACAACCCGAGGGCCCUGAGAACAAGCCUUAUCCACUGUGACCCCAAAGCUUCAAGUAUUUUUUUAUUUCUACGUUUUUCUUUUUAUGGAACUGAAUAUGAGUGAGUCAUUGUUUUCAGAUAUUUUACGUUAUUUUUAACCGAAUGAAGAGCCGGCUUCUGUCUUCUUCUGCUCUGGUGAACUGUCCUAACUGGACUGCAGCCCUCUGAAUGUGUCUGUAGUCCUGUUCUGCAGGCCCCUGAACUGGUCCGCAGCCUUCUGAACAGGUUUCAUGUUCCAGCCUUGUGGCCCGUUAUUAACUAACAUUGAUACGAGGACAUGUGACCUUUGACCUUCACUGAAGAGUGUUGCACUAUCUGGAUCUCCCUGUUUGUUUUUCUUCACCGUGUCCCGUCUCAAACAAGACAUUUGACUUUCAUUCCAAAGUGACAUCACCACCUCUAUGGUGGUAUAACCCCUACUCCACAUUAUCAGUAAACACACACCUGGGGCGCUGGUGGCACAGUGGUUAGUGCGCACGCACGCCCCAUGUAUGGAGGCUAAGGCCCCCACAUAAUAAUAAUAAUAAGCUUUAUUUCUGUUGUGCCAACAUAACACAUGAAAAAGAACGACAAAGAGGACCCAAGAGGAGAAAAGACAGGCAGAGGGAAGUCUGAAGAGAGAUCUCAGAAAGAGGACGCCAGGGGGCGGAGCCAUGAUCGGGGCGAGCACUCACCCCCGCCUGGUCGAGGCUGCUGCUCGACCUCCCCCUGCUCCCUCCUUUACAUCGUGUCCAAGUGAAACAUGAACUCCUUAAAUUAGAAGACGAGCCCGGUCGGGGAUCAUCGUCAACGUUGUUUCUGAUUGGACAGAAGAGCUCCUCCCACUUCUCCUUCUCGCCAUGAAGGAAUCGGCUUCAUGACGAGAAGGAGUCACCGGGACGAAAGCAGAAGGAAAGAGGGGACAUGAUGUUACACUGCUGCAGAAUCAGACGAGUUACUGAAGCGCCGCGAACGAUCGACCAAUGACGUCAUGGAAAUAAUUUACAUUCCAAACGUAUAAAAAAUCGACCAAUGAGAGACGAGAAGCUUCAGGAGGAGUCGGCGUCAAACGUUUGCUCCUGUGGUCAGACGUGGAAACACUCCUGAUUUAAGUUUAUUAUUUUUGAUUGAUUUUCUUAACGGAUCAUUUGGGAUUAUUAUAAAGAAUUUAUCUAUAGAUUUAUAUAUUCAGAUUAUUUUGUGUAUUUAGGAUCAAAACGCCGUCGAGGAUCCGAUCAGAUAAAACUCUGGAUGAAAGGAAAUCUGCGUUUGUGAUGAUGGCAGAUUAAAGAUUAGAGUCUUAUUUAUUUAUUUGGUUAAAGACGCUCUCUGCAGGAUUUACAGUUUGUGAUCCUCGUCUUUAAAAGAAGGAAUUCAUUACGUGGUCAUUUUAAGAUUAUUUAACAUGUAGAGGCGGGCGAUAUGGAAAAAAAUACAUUUUUUAUGGCGGUAUCACGAUCACGAUUUUAUCACGAUAUUUACUCACUCUGAUCUUAAAGAAAAUGUUUGUAAGUUACUGACCAGUUGAACGCCUUGUUUCCCCGUGUUACGUUUUAAAAAUGCUCAAAGACGCCGUGUCGGAGCGUCGACUGCAGCACGCUGCGGCCGAUCGUCACACCUCGAGCGACGUGUGAAAUGUGUUUCAGCAACAGAACUUUUAUUUUAAGCCGCUGACGAGCUCCACGAUUUUACAGUCUGAGAGCCGCAGUGCAUUGUGGGCCGGUUUAGUAUGACCAGUGUGCUCGUAAACAUCCGGGUAUUUCUCGCACACACAAAAUGCACGCUAUGAUUAUCGGAUCAUCCGACACACUUAAAGGCCGGGUUGGUCAUUUCCUUCAGAUCCAUUUUUUCAGAUUCUGGGUGAAAUUGUCUUUAUGUCCUGACAGACAUUAAUAACUCAUGUUCUCUGAAAAAGGAACAAAGAAAAUCCAUCAUCUGUAUCAGUUUGUAAGUCUGUAAAAACUUUGACCAAUGUCUGCCACGAGGUACCAAUCUGAUGAACCAAUCACACGCCUCCCUGUCUCCCUGCUCGCUCUAGCACACACUCAAAGCAUGAGCUGAGGUCCGCUUCUGGAGAAACGGCGCUCGUGUAGGGGGCGUGGCUUUAGAGGGAGCGCAGAGGGGAGGGGGCGGGUGCAGACGGAGCACUGAGGGAAUGCUACUUUCAAAAUCAUGCUAGUUUUAGAAAAUUACCAACCCUGCCUUUGAUGUGACGUCAUAUUGGACUGCGGUUUGGACGCAGCAACUUCAAACUAACCCCCCCUCCCCUGCUCACAUAAAUCACAUUUAUUUAUAAAUCAAACGUCCAGCUGUCUUAAAGGUUGGGAUAGAGACUCUAAGGAUGAACGUAGGGCUGCACGAUGUGCUCAGAGAUAACGACAUAAAUCACAACAACAGAGGAACAGUUUUCUGACUCGUUAACAUCCAGCGUGUUAUUUCAGUGAUUUGGAUUUUUGCACUUUGUCUUGUUGACAUUCUGAUGAUUUUGCGUUUAAUAGUGCAGCCCUGCGUGAACGUGCGGCGGCUGUCGUGCUCACCUGCAGACCACACGUUGUUGUUGUUUUUCUCACGCUGUGUUUGUUAUUGUCACGAGGCGUACCUCUCUCUCACGUCACUCAAAGAGCGACACGACAGAUUUCAGGAGAGGAAACAAAUCUGUGCAACAAAGUUUAAGAUGUAAAUGAAUAAACGCUGAGUCACUACACACACACACACACACACACACACACACACACACACACACACACACACACACACACACACACACACACACACACACAGAGAGUGAUUCCCUCGGCGUGUUUUUGAGGUGAAUGCUUUACCCGCCUCGGCCCCGGCUCUGCACCGUGUUCUUAUUGCACUGGACACCAGUGGUCAGUAGCAGGUUCACCUGACUCACCUGUUCUAUGCAACUGUCGGGACAAUCUGCGGUCUUAAUGAUGAUGAGGAUGAUUUAGUGUUACUGAGUGCUUCAUGCAAUAACUGAAAGAGUUUUAUAAACACUAGUGUGUGUGUGUUUUUUAUUUGAUUGUAAUGUUUAUCAGUUUACAUUAUUAAAUAAAGUUAUUAUCUAUU